AGAGUUCGGGCGCCGCGCAGGAAGGCGAGGCUUUAAGUUCCGGGUGGGGUGCGGGUCCCAUGACCGUCCGGAAUUUGCCUCCCGGCCCGGCUCUGGAAGCUACGAAGGGGCACGAGAACCGGAGCAGGGGACCCUGAGAGCAGGGAAACCGGUAGCCAGGUCGGAGGAGCGCGCCGCAGGUCGGCGCCGCCAGCGCGGGGACCGGCCCCGAGAGCGAGGGCGGGCUGUGAACCGGCGGCACAUCGCGUUCCCGCGGGUCCCGGUUCCGCUCAGGCGGGGAGCGGCUGGGAUGGGUCGGUCUGAGGAAUCAAAGAUCAACUCCCACUGAGGAUAAAUGGACUGUAAUUCUGGGUGUGACUAGAGAGUGAGAUUUGCCUUCCUGAAUUAAAAAGCAGGUCAUUAAGCUUGGGCACUGACACUUCUUUGUGAGAAGGUACAGAGAUGGAAACCUUACAAGCUGAGACUAAAAAGAGGGUCCUUCCCUCAUGGCUGACAGCCCAGGUGGCUGCAAAGAAUGUGGCACCAGUGAAGGCCCCCAAGAGGAGGAGAAUGGCAGCAGUGCCGGUGGCAGCAGCAAGACUCCCCGCGACGAGGACUGUGUACUGCAUGAACGAGGCUGAGAUAGUUGAUGUUGCUCUGGGAAUCCUGAUUGAGAGCCGCAAACAGGAAAAGCCCUGCGAGCAGCCAGCCCUGGCAGGCACUGAUAACCCACCACCCUCCCCUCCCUGCUCUGUGUCGCCUCACACGAGUUCUGGAAGCAGCAGUGAGGACGAGAACAGUGGGAAAGAGGCACCGGCCCCAGGCCCCAGCCCUUCCCAGAGGCCGGGGAGUUCCAAUUCCCCCUCCAGCAGGAGCCCCGAGGAGGAGGACGAGGAGGAAGAGGAGGAUGCGCUGAAAUACGUCAGGGAGAUCUUUUUCAGCUAGGGCAUAAACACGGAACUUCCUGCCGAGAGCAGCUGGAGGGCAGCUGAGCUUCCGCUGGUGCUGCUGGGCCGCCCGCCUGUGGGAAUGGGGCUCUCUGUGCUCCCACCUUUGUGCCUUCCUGGGCCUGGCAGAUUCACUCCAGGCCUUGGGGCUGCCGUUCUGAGUAUGCGGAAGCCAUGGCUCAAAAGAGAUCCCAUUCGAAUCCCUCUGUGUGUACUGCGCCCUCUCCCAGCUCUGAGGCGCUGGAAUCCCAACUGUCUGUGGUAGUCAGUGACCAGGUUCCAGGGAGAAUGAUGUCAUAUGCUGGUCCAGCUGACUGGAACCAAAGAGACAAUACCUUUCAAAGAAAAGGAGCGCAGCUAGGCGCCCUGGAAUUGCUACAGUUUAGUCCGCAUAAUCUCUCCUGAAGGAGGAAGCCUGUUUAAAAAAUAGUUUCUAUCAUGGUCAGUCAAUCAAUGAGCUCCCACCCCUCCAGCCAGCCUAGAAGGCAAACGAGCUACCCACAGUUCUCUGCCCUGUCUGGGAGCUUGAGGCCACAGCGUACAGACUGGUAAGCCAGACAGGCCUCUUCCCCCAAGCUGCUACCUUGCUUUCACCGGUACCUUGGUCCCCAGGCAGUUAGCUAUAAAGCAAGAGGGACAGCCCAGAAGAGACACUGAAGACGAGAUCACACCUGAGUCCAUGUUUCUGCCUCUGUUUUCAAUGUGGCCUUGGACGGGCGUAGAUGAGUAAAUCAUUUGCCAUACAGGUUUUCCGAUACACAGGCGCUGGAAAAUACACAACAUUCCCCAGUG
Saimiri boliviensis boliviensis (Bolivian squirrel monkey) is the source of this 1718-nucleotide messenger RNA. NCBI's taxonomy places the organism in Eukaryota, Metazoa, Chordata, Mammalia, Primates, Cebidae. The record is from RefSeq and is a predicted model, not a curated record.